Molecule: messenger RNA, 1365 nt
Organism: Colletotrichum truncatum
Lineage: Eukaryota; Fungi; Ascomycota; Sordariomycetes; Glomerellales; Glomerellaceae
Product: FAD dependent oxidoreductase/monooxygenase
Molecular function (GO): FAD binding
Source: RefSeq, a predicted model, not a curated record
AUGUCUAAUUUCCGAGUCAUCAUCAUUGGUGGUGGUCUAUCAGGCCCCCUUCUUGGGAACGGUCUUUUGAAAAACGGGGUAGACUUCGUUCUGUAUGAACGUGACUCUGAGGACUCCAAGUACGAAGGGUAUCAGAUCAGGCUGGGAGAUGGGGCAAUGAGAGGAUUUUCAGCUUGUCUCACACAAUCGCACACAGAAGCCAUCUUACGCAAGCUUGGAAAGUCGGCCAACUCAGCUCAGACUGCGCCAUCAAUUUUUACGUCAAGGUUUGAGCAGCUGGUCGACUUUUCGAAAGUACCUUCCUACAGCAAAUCUUCGGCCAUUAACCGAGUAGUUCUGCGAGACCUUCUAAUGGAACCGAUCAAAGCCAGCAAACGAGUUCGAUACCAGAAGGAGUUCUCGAGCUACGAAAUCAUUCACGACAAAGACGGCUCGGAAAAGGUCAAGGUCAAUUUUCGAGAUGGGUCGUCUGAUACCUGCGACGUACUCAUUGGUACCGAUGGCAGUCGCUCAAAGAUCAAUCGACAAAUCGGAUUAAAUAACUUGGUAACUCUCAAGUCGCACUGGGGAUUUCUGGUAAAGGGCAAAUUGCCGUACACUCGUGUGCUUGAACUGCCUGAACAUUUGCGAAAGGGACCAAUUAUCGUGCUUUCGAAGAGAGUAUCAUUGUACUAUGCUCUAUACCUUCCAGAGGAUUUUAGUGGCUCAAGAUCUUUCAACGACACUAAGAGCGUCAUUUCUUACGACGAAUCUGCAGCAUCAUACUACUGGGGACUGAACGUUCCCGUGGAAAUGAUUCCAGACAAUAAAAUCGAGAACGUCAAGGAUCGCAGACAAUUCUGUCUAGAUGUUAUCAAAGAUUGGGCUCCUGAGUAUCAUCAGAUGCUCAGCGUUGGCAAAGGCGACGAGGGAGCAUCGGAUAUGCAUGUUACUAUGAUCACAGCUAGCACUGAGCCAAGCUUGAAGUGGCGCGAGAAAGUUCAGAAGGGAGCAGUCGCUGGUGAAGGACACCCACGAGUUUGGCUUGCCGGAGACGCAAUCCACGCAAUGCAACCCAAUCGCGGUCAAGGCGGCAAUCAGUCUUUGUCCGACUGCGCGGAUCUUCUUCCUCAGCUGUUAAACCUCCAUUCACUGUCCAAAAAGACGUCAAGGCCUCCACCUAACCAAGCCAUUAUAACAGCUUGUGCGGAAUAUGAGGCAGCUAUGAUUCCUCGAGCCUUCAACUGGGUUCGAAAAAGUGGAGGCAGCAGUUAUCCGAACAUUGAUUUCGACGGCUGGAUGGGAACUCUUCUGAAAGUCGCCUCAUUCGUUUUGCUGCCGUUGUUGCAAAUGUAUAACCGAUUGACGGCGAACGCAGGCAACUAG